GUCCUGUCCAACGCUAUAGUAUUCCCGUUUGAGUCCUUGCUCGACUGGUCACUGUUCACGAUCAAGCUUCCAGAGAGCUACGUCGUGACGCAACCCAAAAACAUAAUCAGGCUCCUGCGUCGUAUAGCGGCGGAUCCCCGGCUCCUGUUUCCGCUACAGGAAAAUCUCC
Molecule: messenger RNA, 169 nt
Organism: Perkinsus marinus ATCC 50983
Lineage: Eukaryota; Perkinsozoa; Perkinsida; Perkinsidae
Exons: 1
Source: RefSeq, a predicted model, not a curated record